Messenger RNA from Paracoccidioides brasiliensis Pb18, 417 nucleotides. RefSeq lists its product as uncharacterized. The record is from RefSeq and is a predicted model, not a curated record. The transcript has a single exon. The coding region runs from base 1 to 417 and encodes 138 amino acids.
AUGAACGCGCGCUCUAUCGACUCCAGAAAACUGAAAUUUCCGCCCAACGAGUGUCCACGAGGGAAAAGAAAUAUCCAUGUCCACACGCUGCAUCACAUUCAUGCAAGUCAACAUUCACCACCCCCGGUCACACCUCACGCCACGGAAAGAAACACACAGGAGAAAAAUAUGUCAAUUGCCCGGUGUGUAAUAAGUCGUUUGCGCGAAAAGACUGGUAUUUUCUACCAUGAGCUUCUCGCUGCGGUGUUGGAUGGUCGAACCCCCGCUGCCACAGUGGAGAAGAUCCAAGAGAUUCUACCGAAGAUUCGAGAGAAUCUAAUGGGAGGCGAUAUCCCUUCCUUUAAACGGGGGUCUGAGGUGCUUUUCGUACAAAUCCAUUGCUUUGUUUUGUUUCAUCAAAUAUUCGUCGUCGUAUAA